AACGAAAAAGAGAGAAGAGAAACCGCGCGGAAUCCGCGCGGACGCGCGCGGGCAACAUGAGCGGAAGAAUCGCAAAGAAUUUCACGCAAUCAUACUGAGUCAGCUGUUUCGCUCUCGAAAGUCACGCGUUCAGCGAACACAAGAUGGCGGCUAGCGCGAAAGAUGAACUCGAACUCCUUGAAAGGGUAUUUCUCCGAGUCGCUUCAGCUGAAACAGACGACCAACUUGAGAAAACAGUUAAAACCUUCUUGUGUCCUCUUUUACUAAAAGUUGCUAGCCCACACCAAGAAGUCAAAAAUAAGGUGAUGACCUUGUUGACUCAUCUCAAUAAGCGUUUAAAGAGCCGGCCAAAGAUUCAACUCCCUGUGGAUUCAUUGCUCUUGCAGUAUCAAGAUGUUUCAAUUCCAGCCUUUGUAGCUAACUUUGCAAUCUUGUACCUAAGGAUGGGUUUCCCAAGACUACCACCAGAAACACAAAUGGAAUUGGCACCACUACUAAUUAAAUGUAUUCAAGAUAAGCCACAGCCUCAACAAGACUGCCUUCUUCAACUGGUUUUACCAGUAUUGGGCCAAAUGAAGAUUCCAGAUUCCAUAGAUGAAAGACAGAAGAUGUUUGAAUUCAAAGAAAAGCCAGUAGUGGCUGGGAUAUUGUUGGACUUUCUUCUUGAUGUUCUGUUGAUGCCAUACAGCACCACAUCAAAGCAACCAAGUGUGGACACACCAGGCUCUGAAUCAGACACAGCAGAAUCAGAACAAACCUCAGCUUCUUCUCCAGACUCCUUGGCUCCACCAGGGAUGAGUGUGGCUGCAGUGAAACGUGUCACUGCUGAUUCUCCUUUGGAGUCAAAAAAGCUAGAACAGAUGAAGCUUGGAGCUCUUAAAUUCUUGGCACGUGAUUUAUUUGAGCCCAGUGACGUGAUUUGCCAUUUCCUGGCUGCCACAGGAGAUACUCGACACAGUGUACUGGACACAGCAGAUCAUGAAUUGAAAAGAAUAUCAAGCUCUACAGACUUUGAAAAUCCCAAGGUUGUAAACAAGAUGUUUGGCAUGUUCCAAGGAACUACAUCCAUUGCUGGAUCAGCACAGCAGGCAGCACAAAUCCCAGCAGACCAGAAGAGGUCCCCAGCUGGGAUUAGACUGAAGCAGAGAAUAUAUCCUUACCUUCUGAGAUCCAGACGAGCUGCAGAUCAGUUUCCUGCUUGUCUUCAGAUUAUUUUUGAUAGCUUGUUUGGCAAGGACCUAAAUGGCAAGUUGCGUGUGUAUGCUGUCCAGUUUGUUCACCAUAUCUGUCUGUGGAGUUCUGAUAAAGUUAUUAACAUGAUGGGCCCAGUUCUUCUUAGUGGAAUGACAAAGCUGAUCAAUGAAGACAAACAGGUUUGUAUUCAUUUCUUGAUGAUGUUACUUACGGGUACCGUCUUGUUGAGUCAUUCAGUUCUAAACUCGCUCAACUGUAGGAAAGAUGAUGUCAAAGAAGAAGCUAAGAAGGGACUGAGGGCAGUGCAAGUUGUUGAUCGGACAUCAACUGAAGACAGUACAAACAAAGAUAUCCUUCCAGCCUUUCCUGAUAUGGUGUCAUAUGUGGCUCGCAAGAGCCUUGAGAGAUUGAGAGGAAAAUACUGUUACACAGCUGGGACAACUGCACUGCCUUUUGCUCCACCAGUAUUUUCACAGGUGUUACUGUAUUUGCAAAAAUGUCUGGAACAUGCAGCCGGAGUAACUGAGGAGGACAGAGUCAAAAACUGCAUUCUUCCACCUGUUGGAGAGUACGUGAAUAAACUCUUAAUUGGAAUUAACACUGAAGACUUUUCAUCAAGUGCUAUGGGAAAGUACAUUGAACUUACACGACAAGCACUCGAGCCUAUAGGAGGGGCUGAUCUCCACGCUGUUGCUAUGUGCUGUCUUCUCCAAGCUGUGGCUGUUGCACCUAAACAGUUAGCGGGGAUAUUCCAUGGAAAGCUUGACUGGAUCAAGGGUUUCACAUUCUCCAGUAGGGAAGAUGCCCGGCAAUAUGCUGGACAAUUGCUGGCAGUUGUUACUUGCACCAUGAGUGAAGAUUCAUUUGUGAAUGUGAUAAAAGAACUUUCUGCCUCUGUUGAUAGUGAGGUGAGUUUCGUACUGCAAAUACGCCCGAUCGGGUUAUAUUUUAAUAGCUGGAAUAUCUGUAAGUUGUAUUUUUGUUGUUCUGUUGUAGAUAGUAAAACGCAGUCUUCAGCUGCUGCAGACCCUGUCAGCAAGUUGUCAGUGGUAGAAAAAUUACUUGAUACUCUGCAGAAUGCUAAGGAGAACAAGGUUAAAGAACAUGCCGCCCAUGCCCUUGGAUUCCUAUUGGUUGGAGAUGAACAUUUCCCACAUCAUAAGAAACUGAUCGAUGGCUUGUGUGAGGCUUCCAAGAUUCGCCAAGUAGAGCUGCAGUUCACAGUAGGGGAGGCCCUGUCUUGUGCAGGGGCAGGCAGGAUGUCUGAAGUAGCCCGUGACCCUUGGGUAGUGGAACAACUUAAAAGCACUGCUAGUGGUGAAAAUGGAGGGACCAUGCAAGAACUGAUUGACAUGAUUGUCAAUAAGUACGCCACGAGUCCAAUUCCAUAUGUCAGACAGGUAAGCCAAUAUCAGUAUGACCCCAAUACGAAGAUACAACAAGCUAUGACUAGCAUCUGGGCUGCUCUUGUACCAGAGACCAAGAAAACGGUUGACAAAUACGUGAAUGAGAUACUGGAGGACUUGAAGACCAGUUUAGGAAGCAACAUAUGGAGAGUAAGGCAGUCUAGUUGUAUGGCCCUCAGUGAUCUUCUCAGCGGUCGAUCCGUAGACGACAUGCUCGAGUCUCUCCCCAGGCUCUGGGAGCUGUGUUUCAGAGCACGUGAUGAUAUCAAGGAAUCUGUUCGACAGGCAGCUGAAGUGGCGUGCAGGACAUUGAGUAAGGUCUCCAUUCGUGUGUGUGAUGUGAAUCAAGGCAAGCUGGGUGAAACAGCCAUCGCAUUAGUUCUCCCUACUCUGUUACACAAGGGCGUGGCGAACUCAGCAGAAGAAGUAAGAUCUAUCAGUUUGUCUACAAUAGUGAAGAUCAGCAAGAAUGCGGGCGCUUUGCUGAAGCCUCAUAUUCCACUGCUGGUUAUUGCUCUCCUGGAAUCACUCAGUGGCUUGGAAAACCAGUCGAUGAACUAUUUGAGUCUGCAACUCCAUAAACGUGAAGACGCUCAAGAGAUGCUUGAGGGAGCGAGAAUUGCUGCAUCAAAGAUGUCUCCCAUGAUGGAAACGAUCAACAUGUGUGUGCAAUAUGUUGACGCAACCGUUCUUCCAGCACUAGUGCCCAGACUGUCCGAUCUCUUACGAACCGGGGUUGGACUGGGAACUAAGGCAGGAAGCGCUGGUUUUGUUGUGUCUCUUGCAAUGCAGUGUUCUCAGGAUUUGACGCCAUUUGCCGGCAAACUCCUCAACGCGUUACUGUCUGGAUUAAGCGAUCGUAGCGCUUCUGUGAGGAAAUCUUACGCCACUGCUAUCGGACAUCUGGUCAAGGUGGCGAAGGACAACAGCGUAGAAAAACUUAUCGAUAAGAUAAAGAACUGGUACUUUGAAAAGGAAGAUGAAGGCCUGCGUUUGGCCUGCGGACUAACGCUCCAAGCAAUGUCACGGUAUUCCCCGGAUGUAAUGAAGCGUCACACAGCCAAGGCCCUUCCAGCGGUCUUCUUCGCCAUGCACGAAAAGAAAACGACAGCUGGCAGCAGCUCAAGUUCUAAUGAGUCCUUGUGGGAGGAAAUUUGGCUCGAGAAUACACCAGGUACUGAAGCGGGAAUACGGCUGUACCUGGAUGAAAUAGUCUCCAUCACGUGCCCUGCUUUGACGUCACAAUCAUGGACAACCAAGGCCCAGGCUGCCGUCACGAUCUCUGCCAUAGCUCAAAAGCUGGGCUCCUCUUUGUCUCAACCUUAUCUUGGUAAGUUGCUCGGUUCUCUGGUCAGCGGAUUGGUCGGUCGAACCUGGACAGGCAAGGAAGCCUUGCUAUCUGCACUCUCCUGUGUUUGCAUAAAAUGCAGGAAAUCCAUAGAGGAGUCAUCUCCUAGAGUUGAUCCAGAUAUUGAAAAAGUGCUCGACUCGGUAUUUAAGGAAUGCAGAAAAGACAAUCCAACAUACAAGAUGGCGGCGUUGAAGUGCUUUGGUGAAAUAGUCCAGGAAUAUUCUAUUGACAGAUUUCAACAACUAUCCGAGCUUCUCUUCCCCAUCAUUGCUCCUGAGCCAAAGGAAGAAGGAGAAGAAGGUGAGGACGAGAAUGAAGACGAGGAAGAGAAGGACAAAAAGGUCAAUCAAGAAUUCUUGGUUUGUGCUUUUGAUUGUCUGGGACAGUCAUGGCCGAAAAAUGCCACUGAUUCACAAGAUAAACACGCCGAACGCUUCUGUUCCAUACUCACGAAUGCCCUCACUUCAAACACGUGGAAAGUACAACUCGUAGUUUUGUCCGCCAUAAAACUGUUUAUUGAAAGAAUGGACUGGAUAAGUGGAACUCCUGAUGGCUCGACAGAAGAGAGUAUAGACAGAAUAGCAAUGCUUAGAAGUACCUUAGGACAGUUCAUACCACCUGUCUGUGAAUGUUUAGAGGUUAAAAAAUACGCCGCAGUACGGCUAGGAGCAGUUGAAGUUUUGGAGGCAGUGCACACAGCUCUGAAAGGGCACAGUCGCUUAUCUUUGCUGACGGAAGAACUAAAAGAACACAUAUUGGACAGUCUGAAAUACGUUUACAGUGACAAAGAGCCCAAUAUACGCGAUAAAGCUGCGAAACUGAAAAACAAGUUACUAUCCCUUGGCUCGUAGUUUUCAACAAAUGAUGACAAAAAAGUUCAAGACUACAAUCUAGGACAAAAGUCUCGCGACAAAUUUGCACUAGUGGCGCUUUUCACGCACGCCAAACAAGUCGCGUGCAACUACACUUGCCCGACCCCUCCCCCCACCCAAACUGCAAUGUUGGACACGUGCUCGUGCAAUUUCUCCCAAGUUUCAACAUUUUAUUCAGUGGGGAGGGAGGGGUAGGGGAAGGUUUUUUAAACGAUAGAGGUGCUUCUUCAAACUCCAGUUGUAAAACUAAGUUAAUUCAUAGCAUUGCAUCAGUGUCCCAAGGACUUUUGUUCAGCAUUGUAAAUUUAAAAACGUCAGCCGUUUUCGGAAACCUAUUGAAAAAUGGAAAUCAGAAAUUCAUAUUUGGCGUAUUACCAACACCUCAAGUGAAAGAAAAGACGUUACUAUAAAACCUCCAAAAUGUGUUCAAAUGAAUCUUCGUCAACAUUCCCACCUAGUGCAGUGCUUGAUGGUUUGUGGAAAAUAAUCGAAUGAUGGUCACUGACAAUGUAAAACGAUUGCCUAAAGUGACUUAAGUGAUCUGCUAUAUACUGUAUAUAAACAAAAUAGUUUUUAGGAAAUAAUGGGACAUCAAAUGAACAACGUUUAAAUUAGAACUGUUACUCAAUCUCACUGAUAAACUGUUACGCUACAGUUUUGUUACCACUGAAGUGCAGGACAGCUUUUAAUGCGUACUUCAUUUAACCCGUGGGAGACGCGCUGUCCCAAAGGCCAGGCCAAUGGAGGCCAAAUUGAGUGGUCCCGGAGAGGGAGGGGGAGGGGAAAGGUAACCCUACGUCGGACAAGCGUCCGGUAUAGAAAUACUCCUAAUCGGAAACCGAAUAAAAACGCUGGUCGAACGGGCCAUUGGACUCGA
Messenger RNA from Orbicella faveolata, 5700 nucleotides. RefSeq names its product proteasome adapter and scaffold protein ECM29-like. Gene Ontology annotation, biological process: proteasome assembly; ERAD pathway. Gene Ontology annotation, cellular component: cytoplasm; nucleus. Gene Ontology annotation, molecular function: molecular adaptor activity. Lineage: Eukaryota; Metazoa; Cnidaria; Anthozoa; Scleractinia; Merulinidae. The record is from RefSeq and is a predicted model, not a curated record.